This is a messenger RNA of Octodon degus (degu), 6686 nucleotides long. RefSeq names its product alpha tocopherol transfer protein like (gene Ttpal). NCBI's taxonomy places the organism in Eukaryota, Metazoa, Chordata, Mammalia, Rodentia, Octodontidae. The transcript is spliced from 7 exons. Gene Ontology annotation, cellular component: membrane. Bases 1494 to 2522 code for a protein of 342 amino acids. Gene Ontology annotation, molecular function: phosphatidylinositol bisphosphate binding. The record is from RefSeq and is a predicted model, not a curated record.
ACUGAUUCUGAUAAGCUAAGUAAUGCCUUCCCUUCAAACGUCCUCAGCCUAGUCUCCGGACUUUGUGAAUACCUUGCUUUAUAUGGUGAAAGAGACGUUAUACACGUGAGAUUAUUUGGGCUGGCUGAUGUAAUUUCAAGAGCUCUUACAGGAGGCUGACAUGAGGAUCCGAGUCAAUAGCAGCUAUGAUAACAGAAGCAAGAGGUUGAAGAGAUUUUUAGGAAGGAUCUACGUGCCGAGGCACAUAAGCGGCCUCUACAAGCUCAGAAAGGCCAAGGAAUGAAUUCCAAAAGUCCGCAGAAAGAAUGCAGUCUUGCCAACACCAUGACUACAGGAUUCUGACCUGUAGAGCUGUAGGAGAAUAAAUCUCUGUUGUUUCAAGCUCAUCAUUUUGCAGUAAUUUGCUACAGCAGCAGCAGCAGAAAACUAACACUUUGAAGGACGAAGCUUAAAUCAGGAUGUCCACCUAAAUGUGCAUUUCAGAUAAGCAGCCAUUUAAAUGCAUACAUUCCAAAUUGUGCUUAAGAUAUGUUUAUACUUAAAAAGAAAUCAUUCUUUACAUGGAAUUUAAACUGAAUUGAGUAUUUGCUGUUCUUUAGGCUACCUUAGAAAUGGUAAACAUGACACCUGAAGUGAAAACUCACGACUUCCAGGGCAACCUCAAACUCCUACUUUACACACAAUCUAGGAUCCAGUAGAAACUAUCGUGUGUCCCCCGCACCCCCAGGCUGAGCAAUCACAUUAUAGGUGAACAAACCGAGCCCCGGGAGGAAUGGAGACCUGCCAAGGCCGCUCAGCUAACGAGACUGAUAUACCCUGGAUGGCAAUUUCCCCCUUAGGAUCAGCCAGGGCGGCUGGCAGCCGCGGCAGAGGAAUUCUGGAACGCCGAUCCUGAGCUGUGAUGCCUUCUGCCGCACUGUCACUUUACCUCUCAUAAAAUAGGAAAAUUGCACAAAUAUGAGGAUGUGAUGAGGUAGGGAAAAACCUGCAUAAACGUGAGGAUUUAAUGAGAUAACUGAUCUGAAACGCCAAGUAUUGGCCCUGCUUUCGGAAAACGGCCGCUUCUCCCCUCCCUUUUCUGCGUCUGUUUCUUCAUCUAUAAGGAGAACUUGACAGAUAGAUGUCUUUCGAACUCCCUCCCUCCCAGCCAGACGGGGUUCCGCAGAGCUCAGAGAACGGCCGCGCGGUGGCGACAGAGCGCCGGCUACCGGGAGAGGUAGCACACAUGCGCACUCCAAGGCGGCGCCCUACCUUCCCACGCCCCAUACGUCACUUCCGGCGUGAAGGGCCGGGCUGGCCGGGCGGGGAGUGCGGGUCGCUUCUGCGCGCGCUGGCAGACUAGGUUCCCGCCGCCGGUUGACCCGCGCUCCACCCCGCAGCCGGGCCGAAUGUAAUCCAGGCUUUAAGGAAGCAGAGAGGCUGAUCUAGAGGCUGGACAUAAAAAGCACAAAGUUUAUGGGAGGCAGCGCGUGCAUUAGGGACUCUGGUAGCUAAUGUCAGAAGAAAGUGACUCUCUGCGAACCAGCCCUUCUGUGGCCUCGCUCUCUGAAAAUGAGCUGCCGCCACCCCCGGAGCCUCCUGGUUAUGUAUGCUCACUGACCGAAGACCUGGUCACCAAAGCCCGGGAAGAGCUGCAGGAGAAGCCAGAGUGGCGACUCCGGGAUGUGCAGGCCCUCCGUGACAUGGUACGGAAGGAGUACCCCAACCUGAGCACGUCCCUCGAUGACGCCUUCCUGCUGCGCUUCCUGCGUGCCCGCAAAUUUGAUUAUGACCGGGCCCUGCAGCUGCUGGUCAAUUACCACAGCUGCAGGAGAAGCUGGCCCGAGGUCUUCAGUAACCUGAGGCCAUCGGCUCUGAAUGAUGUCCUCAGCUCCGGCUUCCUCACCGUGCUGCCCCACACGGACCCCAGGGGCUGCCAUGUCCUCUGCAUCCGCCCAGACAGAUGGAUACCGAGCAACUACCCAAUUACCGAAAACAUCCGAGCCAUAUACUUGACAUUAGAAAAACUCAUUCAGUCCGAAGAAACCCAGGUGAAUGGAAUUGUAAUUCUUGCAGACUACAAAGGCGUGAGCUUAUCGAAAGCAUCUCACUUUGGCCCUUUUAUAGCCAAAAAGGUCAUUGGCAUCCUGCAGGACGGCUUUCCCAUUCGGAUAAAAGCAGUGCAUGUAGUAAACGAACCUCGAAUUUUUAAGGGCAUUUUUGCCAUCAUAAGACCAUUUCUGAAGGAGAAAAUAGCAAACAGGUUCUUUCUCCAUGGAUCUGACCUAAACUCUCUCCACACAAGCCUUCCCAGAAACAUUCUCCCCAAAGAGUACGGGGGCACAGCUGGAGAGCUGGACACCGCCACCUGGCACGCAGUGCUCCUGGCCUCCGAGGAAGACUUUGUGAGAGAGUUCUGCCAACCCGUACCCGCCUGCAACAGCAUCCUGGGCCACGCACAGCUGCCCGAGGGGCUCACCUCCGAUGCACAGUGUGAUGACUCUAUGCGAGCUGUGAAGUCCCAGCUGUAUUCCUGCUAUUAGCCAGCCCCUGGGUGUGUCGCCUCGCUUAAACCCUCUCCUUUGCUUCUUAGAAACUCGUAAGAACUUAAGUGCCAAGGCCUGUCUUGCUUCUUAUAAUGAAAUGGUAGCAUGAAGGAACAGCCUGGAGAGCUGUGAAGGCCAGGCCAUCACGGGAACAGCAAGCCUUUGGCCACUUGUAUUAUUGCUGGGAUAUGUGGAAAAUAUCCCCAGUGUGAUUCGCAAACAUUUGCACACUCUAGUUCUUACUCAUCUUUCUUACUCAGAAGCAAGAAAAGUCAGCACCAAAGUUGCUUUACCUUUCUGGAGAAAACCUGACUGGCCAGUCACCUACUCCUCUGAAACACUUCGGCCAGGCCCAUGAGGUGGCCAAAUAUGAGGCUUGGGGGACCUUUGUCUUUCAUCUGAACCUUAACUGUAUACCUGUUGCUCAUCAGGAAUCUUCAAGGCCGAGGUCUGGCCCCAUUUGCCAUUACUGGGUUUGGGAAGCGCCUUAGCUGAUCCUGGAAGUACCAGGACCCAAGCGGUACUCCCUGACCAAAUCUGGGAGCCAGAGGCUUGAGUAUCCCUGGACUCACUGGUCAAAUCUUUGCAAGAGACUUCUUCCCCCAGACCUAUAAAGCCUUAGCCCUGGUUUUCCAUGGAGUCACACAGGGUUCUAGAAUUAUCUGAUUUUGCUCAACGUAAGUAAAGUCGUGGAUGCUAGGCCUGUAUAGCUAAAGGAGUUCUGGCCUAGGAGUCAGAGACCUGAGCUCCAGAUGUGCGUGGACCAGACAUGGGCCCCUGUGGGCUUCAGCUUUCUUGUCUGUAAAAUGAGGCUGGCAAAAAUUCAAUUUUCUGACUAGAUAGAUGACCACUUCCAUGCAAAUAGUUGGAUACUGGUUUUUUGUGGUAUACACAGGGCUUUCUAUGAACAAGUAUCAUUUGGCCCAGCCUUUAAAGUGCAGCACAAGCAGGUAGGCAUGUUAACAUACACCUUAGCUUUCAGGAGGCUGAGGCAGGAGGAUCACUGUGUUUGAAACCAGCCUGGGCUACAUAGUUCAAGGCCAGCCUGAACUACAUCAUGAAGUCCUGUCCAAAACACCCCAGAAUAAAAAUUGGGGGAAUACAGCUCAGUGCAAAGGCCCUGGGUUCAAUCCCCAGAACCACCACACACACAAAAAAAACGUAUAUUCUGGAACUCAAUGACACUAACUUUUUCCCUGUUCUGGUGAUGGUUAAACUUUAAUAAGAGGACAGCUUUUGCCUGUAAUCUCAGCCACUAAGGAAGCUGAGGCAGAAUAACAAAGUUGAAGCCAGUCUGGAACAGCACAGUGAGAACCUGUCUUUAAUAAAAACACUGCACUGGUCAGGCCUCCAGGUGAACUUGGAUCUUGGAUGAAUUCCUGCCAUCCCGAGUCACUAGUGGCAGACAUACACCUGGCUGUGGUGGUUAGAGUACUUGAGCUGCUUUCAUUCAUCUUUGGAAAUACACGUAGGGGCAGGUUACUGCUGGGUCACCUCUGAGCCCCCAUGUUCCCACACUGCUGGAGUUUCUUCAGCCUGAAUGUUAGUUCUCUACUUCAGCACUUUAGAUCCUCCCAGCCAAGACGUCAGCCUUAACCCAGGCAGCAUACGUACUGGAUGGCUCAUCUGGUGGCUUCCCACCUACUUCCUUUCAUAUUCAUUCUUGUGAUUAUGGAGUACUGCUUGCUGUGCUUCUCCCUUCCUUCUCUGCACAUUUAGGCUGUGCAGUUAGAGAACAGCACUCCGAAGUUCAAAGCUCAAUCUGUGCUACCUAGCUGUUCAUCUUUACAGCAAUUUAAGAGAUAUCUUGGUAAAUUUUUGGUAGAAAUUAAUUUAUGUACCGCAUUAAUGCUAAUUUUAGGGACAGUUCUUUUUAUCUUAGAUACUAACCCUGGAUUCUGUAGGGUCCUGGCUGAGCCAGAAGUGCCAAAAUGCAUACCCCUCACUGCCCUUAGUUCCACCUGACGGCAAUGGACCAGUGCUGCUAACAGGACCUGAGGGGGAGGAUGGCUGAAGCAGACCUGCAGAACCCAGCAGCCUGGAUGGAAGAACCAGUGGGAGGUUUUGGGGGAGAAAGAAAAUACAACAGAACUAGACAAGGAGGGAUCAAGCAUUAAGCCCUACCACGUUCCUGGCCAGUUGCCUUUGUCUGUGUGACUAACAUAGCCAGACUCAUGAAGUGUGUGAGACCAGCCAGGAGCUGGGCACGCUGGCAUACACCUUUAAUUCCAGCUAUUCAGGUGGCUGAGGAGCAUCAAAAGCUAAGGAGACCAGUCUGGGCAGCUUAACAAGGCCGUCUCAAAAAAUACACAAAGGACUGAAGAUGUAGCUCAGUGCUAAGAGUUUCCCUGGGUUCAAUCUUUAGUACAAAGAAAGAACCCAAAAAGGAUGUUGCCCAUCUCCUGGGCCUUUCUGGCUAGACCCAGAAUUUAUUUUAGUUUCUGAGCCAAGUCAGCCAGGGUUGGUCUGCUCCAGGAGCAGCUAUGCUCUGUGUUUGGCUACAGAGAGUGAUCAAAGUCUCGCACCUCAGGAGGUUUGGACCAAGCUGUGAACCAGGAUCUCCCCAGUGCAAACCAAGGCAGGGUGCUUAUGUUGACCUGCGGGGCUGCCAUGAGUGAUGCUUAGUAGUAGGGAGAGCCCUGGAGGAGCCAACAAGUGAACAUUGAAAACUGGGGAGUUUUCCAUCAGGGGAAAGUUGUGUUUCACAAACACACGGAAAUUAACUUCCCCACAUCCACUGUAGUACACUGGGAAGAAAGAGAAAGCAAUACUCGAAUUGAGUGCCAGCUCUGUCCUAGGUGGCCCUGACUGAGCCUCUUCAUAUCCCUCAAUCUAUAGGAAAAAGGGGACCUACACUAUGAACUCUGACCCUUCUGUUCCUGGCAUCUAAUUGAUUUUACUGCCAUAGGAACAUUAUACACAAGAGGUUUCUUUUUUCUACAGGUGAAUUUAGGAAAAUUAGGUCUAAAUAUGUUGGGAACUAAAGGCUCUAAAUCACUCUGUGAGCUUAGGUACAUAGGGAUUUUCUUCCUCCUCUAUUCCCUAUCCCCCUACCCAGAAUUCUGGAAAAAUGUGCCUCUUCCUAGAGACUUUCUUUUCUGUCUUCAUGAGGAAAGGCAAAUGAAGUCUACCCAACAGCCAGAAGUGCAACCCUGGCUUUGCACCUUGACUUUCCUGGUUUUGGCCGAGGUGGCCUGGCAUUGCUCCUACUUCAUCCUGCUUUCUGGAGGAAGGAACUCAGGCGUGUAAGCACUGGAGAUUACCAGAUAACAGCUCUUCCAAAAAGAGCAGGGUUGACAGGAAGCACUUCCCUUGAAUUCUUGUGAGCCAUUAGCCUUGAGUGGGCAGUUCCUGUAAAUGUCAUCUCACCCUCAGAUCAGUCAUGGAAUUACUUUUCCAUUUGAGCAGCAAAAGCUAUCUUGUUGUGGCAUUAUUACCUCAUUUAAAAGUUGUCCGCUUUUCAGGUUUUCCUUUGAAAUCUUUGUUUGGAGAGUAAGACAUUAGCUAGGCUAAUGUAAGUGUGGCUGUCCCAGGGCCAUAAGAGGCAGGGAGACUCCAGACAGGGGACUGCUUGGGCACUGACACCAGUCCUGGUAACAGCUCUCAGUGCUGGGAACUGUCAGCUUUGUAAAUCUGAGCUCCUUUCUGCUGUCCUGACUCAGAAUAAAUGGUGUGUUGGAAAUGACAGAACAGGAGCUUGCUUUAUGAGAAUGUCCAGUGUGACUGACAGAGAUGACAGCAACACACUGGUUUUCAAAACCUCACCAGGCAACACGUUUAGUCAGGCAGUGCGCCAGCUGCUUGUGCGGGCUCCUAUGGACGUGCCUCCACUGCCUGGCCACCAGGUGGGAGCAUGGAUGAGUGAAAUACUUGAAACUUCUCUGUGGCCACAAGCCUCCAGCACCACCCUGAUGGAGUGGGAGCUGGGCUACUUCCCUGCGUAGUCUGGGGCACCAUUUCGGCCACUGGUCACAUUCCUUGCUUCAAACUGAAAUUCAGUUUGACUUUUGAGUAUAGGGACAUGGUGGCGGGUUCAUCUACUUCAGUAUUUGUUUUGACCAAAUGUUUAUUUUUCUAGUGCAUUUUUCUAAGUCAAAGUGGUGAAAAUAUGUAACUUCAGUAUGCAUGACUCAGUCUUAAUAAAACUUCCUUUAAGGUUGA